Messenger RNA from Sus scrofa (pig), 1731 nucleotides. RefSeq names its product family with sequence similarity 174 member C (gene FAM174C). The record is from RefSeq and is a predicted model, not a curated record. Gene Ontology annotation, cellular component: extracellular region. Lineage: Eukaryota; Metazoa; Chordata; Mammalia; Artiodactyla; Suidae.
GUCUGCACCCGUAGCGUACGGAGGUUUCCAGUGUAGAGGUCAAACUGGAGCCGUAGCUGCUGGCCUAAGCUACAGUCACAGCAACACUAGGUCCGAGACUCGUCUGUGACCCACAUAGCUCAUGGCAAUGCCCAGAUCCUUAACCCACUGAGCAAAGUCAGGGGUCGAACGUGCGUCCUCAUGGAUGCUAGUCAGAUUCAUUUCCACUGAGCCACAGUGGCAACUCCCAGGCUGAGGUCUUGGCAGAGUGAGGGGGCACCUUCAUCUUUGCCGUCCUUGCUUCCAAGGCUGGUUGCCUCUUUCUCUGGUCUUGGGUGUAGAGCAUUAGGGUCAAGCCCUGGUUCUAGCUGCUUUGGGCUCUGAGGCAAUCACCUUCACCCACCCCAACCCCUGCAGCGUCCGGCUUUUUGUGGACCGAGUCUUACACAUCCCCACCCCCGUUCUUCCACUUGGUGUGUCUGGUUCUUCCUGGCCUCUUCCCAAAAGAGGAUGCCCAGUUUCACAGCCGGGACUGGUCUCCUCUUUGGGAGGGUCAGGGCCAGGGGUCCACCCUGCUGUUGUCACUGAAACGUAGGGCAAGUGGAGGCUGUGGAGGCUGGGGCCAAGGACGCAUGAAUUCCCAGGGCCAGGGUGGGAGGAAGGCCCGUAGGGCAGGUUGUGCCUGCCCCGCCCCCUCGCAGUCUGACGCUGCAGGACCUGCGCCUGUGGCCUGGCGAUGGGGCGGCGGUGGGAACAGAACUGAGGCUCUGUACCUACCAGGGUUUGGCUUUGAGCGAUGCGGAACUACCCAGGGCUUGGGUGAGGCAAGGUGAGCAGCCGGGGGCGGGGCCGGGGCGGAAGUUCCGGGUAGUGGGCACCGCCCCCGCGGGCCAUUGGCUGGUACCCGCCCCCGCGCUAGUGACUGACACUCGCGGGGGCGCAGCGCAGCCACUGCUUCCGCCGGGCCAUGGGGCCGCGCGUGCUGCUGCCGCGGCUUCUACUGCUGCUGCCGCCGGCGCUAUUGCUGCCGGCGCUGCUGUGCGGAGCCGAGGAGGCCGCACCCCCAUCGCUGCGCUCUACGCGCUCUACGCAGGCCGCACUGUCGCCGCCGCCCGCCGUGACGAACGGGAGUCAGCCGGGCGCGCCGCACAACAGCACACACCCGGGGCCGCUGGGCUCGUCAGGCUCGCCGCUGGUGCGCUCCAUCUACGUGGUCACGGGCCUCAUCUGCCUGGCCUUGCUCUACUUCCUCAUCCGGGCAUUCAGGUUGAAAAAGCCACAGCGGAGGCGGUACGGGCUCCUGGCCAACAGCGAGGACCCCACUGAGACAGCCUCGUUGGAUAGCGAUGAGGAGACGGUCUUUGAAACAAAGAAUCUGAGAUGAUAUUCAUGUUGGGAAGGCGGCAUUUUCAGCGGCCCUGGGGGACAGACAGGAGACAGGGCCCACCGAUUCUCCUGCUGGACCAGAGAGCUUGUGUGGGACCUACCUGGCCACUUGAAGCCACCUCAGCCCUCCAGAUGGACAAGACUGCCCAGGAUACUGGCUGGAAGUCAGAGGGGCCCUGGCAGCCCCACCCAGGACUCUGAGGUCCCCUGGCCACAUUGUGACUUGUGUCAGUUGCUCUUCCUGGUGGGGAUGUGGCACCCCGAGUUGAGGCCUGGUAGGUGGGAGGGCUAAGGGGUCUGUCUGGAAGUACCUAACCCCUGGGCUGGGGACAAUAAAGGCAGCAGUGGUUUUGCAGCUGGUUCCAA